This is a messenger RNA of Argiope bruennichi, 1387 nucleotides long. RefSeq names its product apomucin-like. The coding region runs from base 100 to 1167 and encodes 355 amino acids. The record is from RefSeq and is a predicted model, not a curated record. NCBI's taxonomy places the organism in Eukaryota, Metazoa, Arthropoda, Arachnida, Araneae, Araneidae. The transcript is spliced from 2 exons.
CGUUUAAAAUAUCGAACAUCCCACAAAAAGGUCCUUUCUUUUGUCAUCCGACUCAUUAUUAUUUUGUUGUCUUGAACGUGAGACUACAAGCGAAUUAUCAUGAAUUUCUCCGAUUUUUUUAAGUACUUAGGUGGUAUUUUAGGAAUCAUAAAUGGCGACAAUCUGUCAUCAACAACAGAUCUUACUUCCUCAACUCCGUUUAUGAAAUCAUCUACUCCGAUGAUAGUCGACACAUCUACUUUAAUUCAAUACAAAACCACAGCAACUCCAUCCGCCUCAACUCUGAAAUUUUUGACUACACUUUCCGAAACUGGCUCUCCGAAUGUCAACACAGGUUCAACGGGCUCAGACACACAUCACACUGGAUCGCCAGUAACUGAAGUUGUCUCUGAAAAAACCAGCACUGAAACCCCAACUCCUAAUUCAAGCAUUCACACCAAAUCAAGUGAAUUUCCAAGUACCCACACAGAAUCUACUGGAUCUCCUAGUACUCACACAGGGUCUACUGGUUCUCCAAGCACUCACACGGGAUCCACGGGGUCUCCAAGUACCAACACUGGAUCCACUGGCUCUCCAAGCACUCACACUGAAUCUAUCGGAUCUUCAAGUACCCACACUGGGUCUACCGGAUCUCCAAGUACCCACACUGGGCCUACUGGCUCUCCAAGUACCCACACUGGAUCCACUGGCUCUUCAAGCACUCACACUGGAUCAACCGGAUCUCCAAGUACCCACACUGGAUCUACUGGCUCUUCAAGUACUCACACUGGAUCUACUGGCUCUUCAAGUACUCACACUGGAUCUACUGGCUCUUCAAGUACUCACACUGGAUCUACUGGCUCUCCAAGUACUCACACUGGAUCUACUGGCUCUUCAAGUACCCACACUGGUUCGACUGGAUCUCCAGUCACCCACACAGGUUCGACUGGAUCUCCAGUCACCCACACAGGUUCGACUGGAUCUCCAAUCACCCCCACUGGUUCAACCGGUUCAACUGACAAACCAUCAUCUACAACUGAAGCACCUGAAAAGCCCAGUCUGUCAAAGGGAGCUGUAGCUGGAAUUGUCAUUGGAUGUCUUCUAAUUGUUGCCAUUGUCACAGCAGCUAUCGUUUUUGUUGUUAAAAACAGAAAUGCUGGACCUGAAGCUCAGAGGCUCAAUGUGUAAUAAGUUUUUUAAAAAUUCGUCUUUUAAAAAAUCUCAAUCAUUCCAAAAUAACUAAGAACAUUUUAAGAUGCUGCGUUGUCACUAUAAAAAGUUUUGUCUUUUGUUUCCGUGAACAUCUGUCAAUACAAAGGGCCCUUGUUACUGGCAGCUAAUAUUAUCAUUCAUUGUGUUUAUGUUACAAAAAAGUUAAUGUUAUAUUAAACUUGUUUUGAGGAAAAAA